ACCAUACGGUUCCGGAAACGUCUACGCGUUCGCGGCGACGGUCCGUAUCAUCCUGCCCGGUAGUCUAGCCGGCGCUAGUUCCGUUGUCCUGAUGGCGUGGAGCGACCGCGGCCGGUACCGAUGCGAAACUUGGAGCUGUACCAAGGUUUUUCGGGGCCAGGGGCAAAUUUAUUCGGGGCCCCUUCGACCACAGCAAUAAGAAGAUGUUUACUGCUUUGGAAUAAUCGGUUUCUAAUGGAUGCGUUGUCUACAAGGGUUGAUAAUGGACCUAAAAUAUUCUUGUCAUAUGAUUCAGCUGCUGAAAAACUUGCAAUUCACAAUGCGUUUCCUCAACCAAAUUGUUUAUGUAUUUUUCGUGUAUUACGAGCUAUCCGGAGGUAUCUUUGGGAUUCUAGCCGCGGUGUUUCUCCAUGUCAACGCAAAUUAUUGUACUCUAAAGUCAAAGAUAUGCUAUAUUAAAAAAUAAAGAUCAAUUAGAAAUAACAUUUAAUCUAAUAUACAAACAUGAACCGUUGAUUAAAAAGUAUUUGAAAUUUGAGUCUUACAUUAUUGAUUUGUACCUAAGAAAAGAAGAAUGGGCACUUUGUUUCUGAAAAGGACCAUUAACACGAGGCCGGAAUAACAAUAAUAUAAGUAAUAUUGGUAUAAAAAUCGUAUAAACAUCAUACUUAUUGCCGUGUAUCACUAUGUAAAUGACACUGUUUAAUUUAUUCAUCGUAUUUGUGGAAGAAACGAUUAAGUAAUAAUAAUAUAAUCAGUGGCGUAGCGAUGGUAUGGCGAACUGUGUCUACGCCAGGAGCGCAGAGUUGUGUAACAGUCGUAUUUUUAUCCUAUAAUUAAAUCGUCAUUUUUCCAUUAUACUUUUUGAAGUACGUAGAUGUUGUUUACUUGUACACACUGUGUGUGAAUUUAAUGGGGUAAUUGUGAAAAUAACACAAGGGCAUUUAAAUAAAAUAUUUCGUACGAAGAAAUCAUCGAUGGAUUUGCCAGUCAUAAAGCGUGAAAAGCAAAUUUUCAAAGUUUAAAAUUAACACUGUAAUAAUAACUUAUAAGUACAAAAUGUGUACUUAAAAAUAUUAGUAAAAUUAAAGGUUAAAAAAAAUAUGGCGUCAAAUUUUAAUGGGUUAAAAAAGUAACUUUUUCUAAGUUUGUCAGGGGCGCUAGCGAGUCUUCCUACGCCACUGAAUAUAAUCUACCAUAAUAACAUUGGAUAGAAAAAAAUAAUGGUACAAAUAUCGAAGCACAGCAAUAAAGUCAAACAUGUAUCAGUGUAUCGGUGUAUCGAUCGCAGGUGUUCUAGGUUUCUAUUUAUAACAUUCUGAGAGUUGGCGGCGAACGUGUGAUAAAAAAAUGUUUGGAUCACGGCUAUAGAUAAUAUUAUCUAUAGCCAUGGUUUAGAUAUAAGCGGAAUAUUAAGAUACACGCA
Sipha flava (yellow sugarcane aphid) is the source of this 1426-nucleotide messenger RNA. RefSeq lists its product as uncharacterized. The coding region runs from base 121 to 459 and encodes 112 amino acids. The transcript is spliced from 2 exons. Lineage: Eukaryota; Metazoa; Arthropoda; Insecta; Hemiptera; Aphididae. The record is from RefSeq and is a predicted model, not a curated record.